Cutaneotrichosporon oleaginosum is the source of this 999-nucleotide messenger RNA. RefSeq lists its product as uncharacterized. The record is from RefSeq and is a predicted model, not a curated record. NCBI's taxonomy places the organism in Eukaryota, Fungi, Basidiomycota, Tremellomycetes, Trichosporonales, Trichosporonaceae.
AGGCCGCGAUGAGACCAGCUUCAUGGAGGACGUGCACCACCCAGUUCUUGUCUCCGAGCCACCAGCCAGCUGUGCGGCUGGGCAGGGCACGAUCCGUGGCUGUCGCCACAUACUUGUCUCCGUACGCCCCGUCGAUCCGUCGGCAUAGGAACGGGGUGACGAGUGCGCACGCCGUGUGCGGCUCCAAAGCUUGUAGGGUGGGGACGGAAGCGCACAACUGUCGAUCUGUUCCUAGCUGGCUGCAGGUGGAUCAUGGAUCAACGGACAGACCGCGCCAAACAACAUGGUCGCGAAAUGCUCGCGUGCCUCGGCCGUCGCGUACACACAGCGAGGCGGGCGAUGCUUGCGAGCAUGCCGAGAUCAAGCAUGAUUGUUUGCAUGCGUUUAUCCAGUUUCUUUGUCCCCCUCCAGCGGAGGGGCGGAGGAGCGGAGGCGGAGGCGGAGGCGAUGCACGCAGGGUGUCCGGACAUCUGGACCCUGCGCACCGUUAGAGUGUCCGGGUUUGCCGUGUGCAGGGGAUCCGGGGGACGCGAAAAGACGCGCAGCUCGGCACAGCGCUUUCGUGUGCGUGUGAUUGGCGUGAUUGGGAGGAGCCGAGCAAGCCGACGCCGACAAGUGACUCGACAAGAGGGCAUGUCUAUUCCGGGCUUUGGGCUGCACUGCGCGUCCAGAAGCGCCGCAACCGCGCUGCGUGAUCGGUGUCAUGCGCCACGACGCGCAGUUCCAUCUGCAGCUUUACACAGCAACGAGCGUCUUGUUGUGCAUUGUGCAGCGCUGCAGCUCUGCAGACGCGACCGCGCGCGACCGCGUUGGCGGCUCCUGCUCGGGUCCGAAUUGAGUUUGGGUGGUGCCGUGUGAGCCGUGGGCCGUGUUCCGAAUGUGCCGGUGUCGUACCUGUUUCGCAUGGCAUGUGAGAGAAUGGCCCGGGGGGGUGCAGGCCGCGGGCCGCGGGCCGGGACUUGGGUGGUGUGCCGCAGGCGCCGCCGUCAGCUUGUCUUG